AUGGAUGUCACAUUCUUUGAAGGAACCUCGUACUACAACAACUCCCAUUUUCAGGGGGAGAGCAACACUAGUGAAUAUGGUUUUUUAGAUGGUUCUGAUUUAAUGKUUGAAUUUGUCCAUAAUGAUGUUCCUCACAACCAGUCACCGAAAGAAAGCGAGAAAAAUAUUUCACAAGUGUCUAGUGUAUCCAUUACUAAUAGUAUCCAGGAGGCUCUAAAUGUUCCUGAGUGGAAAGAAGYUGUUUUUGAGGAKAUGAGAGCUUUGGAAAAGAAUGCUACUUGGGAGAAAGUGGACCUGUCGGAUGGAAAGACAGUUGUUGGUUGUAAAUGGGUGUUCACUUUGAAGUACAACUCAGAUGGAUCCUUGGAGAAAUACAAGGCUCGCCUAGUAGCGAAAGGCUUUACUCAGACAUAUGGAGUAGACUACUCUGAGUACUCUUAUCUAUUGCAGCUAAUCUUGAUUGGCCACUGA
Molecule: messenger RNA, 471 nt
Organism: Nelumbo nucifera (sacred lotus)
Lineage: Eukaryota; Viridiplantae; Streptophyta; Magnoliopsida; Proteales; Nelumbonaceae
Source: RefSeq, a predicted model, not a curated record